Molecule: messenger RNA, 2546 nt
Organism: Rattus rattus (black rat)
Lineage: Eukaryota; Metazoa; Chordata; Mammalia; Rodentia; Muridae
Gene: Esr2
Product: estrogen receptor 2
Exons: 9
Coding region: 221-1870 (549 amino acids)
Biological process (GO): cellular response to estradiol stimulus; estrogen receptor signaling pathway; regulation of DNA-templated transcription
Cellular component (GO): nucleus
Molecular function (GO): steroid binding; sequence-specific DNA binding; zinc ion binding
Source: RefSeq, a predicted model, not a curated record
GGGGAGCUGGCCCAGGGGGAGCGGCUGGUGCUGCCACUGGCAUCCCUAGGCAUCCGGGUCUGCAAUAAAGUCUGGCAGCCACUGCAGGGCUGAGCGACAACCAGUGGCUGGGAGUCCCGCUCUGUGGCUGAGGAAAGCACGUGUCUGCAUUUAGAGAAUGCAAAAUAGAGAAUGUUUACCUGCCAGUCAUUACACCUGCCCAUGAGUCUCUGAGAAUAUAAUGUCCAUCCGUACCUCUUCUCACAAGGAGUUUUCUCAGCUGCGACCCUCUGAAGACAUGGAGAUCAAAAACUCACCGUCGAGCCUUAAUUCCCCUGCUUCCUAUAACUGUAGCCAGUCCAUCCUACCCCUGGAGCACGGCCCCAUCUACAUCCCUUCCUCCUAUGUAGACAACCGCCAUGAGUAUUCAGCUAUGACAUUCUACAGUCCUGCUGUGAUGAACUACAGUGUUCCCGGCAGCACCAGUAACCUGGACGGUGGGCCUGUCCGACAGAGCACAAGCCCAAACGUGCUCUGGCCAACUUCUGGGCACCUGUCUCCUUUAGCGACCCAUUGCCAAUCAUCGCUCCUCUAUGCGGAACCUCAAAAGAGUCCUUGGUGUGAAGCAAGAUCACUAGAGCACACCUUACCUGUAAACAGAGAGACACUGAAGAGGAAGCUUAGUGGGAGCAGUUGUGCCAGCCCUGUUACUAGUCCAAACGCAAAGAGGGAUGCUCACUUCUGUGCCGUCUGCAGCGAUUAUGCAUCUGGGUAUCAUUACGGCGUCUGGUCAUGUGAAGGAUGUAAGGCCUUUUUUAAAAGAAGCAUUCAAGGACAUAAUGAUUAUAUCUGUCCAGCCACGAAUCAGUGUACCAUAGACAAGAACCGGCGUAAAAGCUGCCAGGCCUGCCGACUUCGCAAGUGUUACGAAGUAGGAAUGGUCAAGUGUGGAUCCAGGAGAGAGAGGUGUGGGUACCGUAUAGUGCGGAGGCAGAGAAGUUCUGGCGAGCAGGUGCACUGCCUGAGCAAAGCCAAGAGAAACGGUGGGCAUGCACCCCGGGUGAAGGAGCUACUGAUGAGCACCUUGAGUCCAGAGCAACUGGUGCUCACUCUCCUGGAAGCCGAACCACCCAAUGUGCUGGUGAGCCGUCCCAGCAUGCCCUUCACCGAGGCCUCCAUGAUGAUGUCCCUCACUAAGCUGGCGGACAAGGAACUGGUGCACAUGAUUGGCUGGGCCAAGAAAAUCCCUGGCUUUGUGGAGCUCAGCCUGUUGGACCAAGUCCGGCUCUUAGAAAGCUGCUGGAUGGAGGUGCUAAUGGUGGGACUGAUGUGGCGCUCCAUCGACCACCCCGGCAAGCUCAUCUUCGCUCCCGACCUCGUUCUGGACAGGGAUGAGGGGAAGUGCGUAGAAGGGAUUCUGGAAAUCUUUGACAUGCUCCUGGCGACGACGUCAAGGUUCCGUGAGUUAAAACUCCAGCACAAGGAGUAUCUCUGUGUGAAGGCCAUGAUCCUCCUCAACUCCAGUAUGUACCCCCUGGCUACUGCAAACCAGGAGGCAGAAAGUAGCCGGAAGCUGACACACCUACUGAAUGCAGUGACAGAUGCCCUGGUCUGGGUGAUUGCGAAGAGUGGUAUCUCCUCCCAGCAGCAGUCAGUCCGACUGGCCAACCUCCUGAUGCUUCUUUCUCACGUCAGGCACAUCAGUAACAAGGGCAUGGAGCAUCUGCUCAGCAUGAAGUGCAAAAAUGUGGUCCCGGUGUAUGACCUGCUGCUGGAGAUGCUGAAUGCUCACACGCUUCGAGGGUACAAGUCCUCAAUCUCGGGGUCUGAGUGCAGCUCAACAGAGGACAGUAAGAACAAAGAGAGCUCCCAGAACCUACAGUCUCAGUGAUGGCCAGGCCUGAGGCGGACAGACUCCAGAGACGGUCGAAAGUGGAACAUGUACCCUAGCAUCUGGGGGUUCCUCUUAAGGCUGCCUUGGUUACGCACCCCUUACCCACACUGCACUUCCCAGGAGUCAGGGUGGUUGUGUGGCGGUGUUCCUCGUACCAGGAUGUACCACCGAAUGCCAAGUUCUGACUUGUAUAGCCUUGAAGGCUUUCGGUGUACGUACUUCCCGUCUCCUUGCCCACUUGGAAACAUCUGAAAGGUUCUGGAACUAAAGGUCAAAGUCUGAUUUGGAAGGAUUGUCUUUAGUCCUAUGGCAUGUGACACAGCUAUAAGAAAUGGACCGUAGGACUGUGUGGCCAUAAAAUCAACCUUUGGAUGGCAUCUUCUAGACCACUUGAUUGUAGGAUUGAAAACCACAUUGACAAUCAGCUCAUUUCGCAUUCCUGCCUCACGGGUCUGUGAGGACUCAUUAAUGUCAUGGGUUAUUCUAUCAAAGACCAGAAAGAUAAUGCAAGCUUAGAUGUACCUUGUUCCUCCUCCCAGACCCUUGGGUUACUUCCUUAGAGCCUGCUUAUUUGGUCUGUCUGAAUGUGGUCAUUGUCAUGGGUUAAGAUUUAAAUCUCUUUGUAAUAUUGGCUUCCUUGAGGCUAUGUCAGUGUUUCUCUCUCUCUCUCUCU